UUGAGCUGACUGGUGGGAAAUGGCAUUGCCGACAAGGUCUAGCGUCUUGGACCUGAGCUCCAACACACAGUGCACCAGAUCACCAGAGGAAAGCCACGAAGCUUGGGCACAAUGCAAAAAUGCUGGUAGGCAGCUUCCGGAGUACAAGGCAGUGGUGGUGGGCGCAAGUGGUGUUGGGAAAAGUGCUCUCACUAUCCAGAUGACCCACAACUGCUUCGUCAAAGACCACGACCCCACUAUUCAGGAUUCCUACUGGAAGGAGGUGGCCCUGGACAACGGGGGCUACAUUCUGAAUGUGCUGGACACAGCGGGGCAAGAUAUUCACAGGUCCCUUCGUGACCAGUGCUUGGCAGCCGGUGAUGGCGUGCUGGGAGUCUUUGCUCUGGAUGACCCCUCAUCUCUGGAUCAGCUACAGCAGAUCUGGUCGUCCUGGAGCCCUCAUCAGAAGCAGCCUCUAGUACUCGUGGGCAACAAGAGUGACCUAGUGACCUCUACUGGAGAUGCUCAGGCUGCUGCAGCUGUCCUUGCUCACAAGUGGGGAGCCCCCUUCGUAAAGACCUCAGCCAAGACACGGCAAGGUGUAGAGGAAGCCUUUUCUCUGCUUGUCCAUGAGAUUCAGCGGGCCCAGGAGGCGGUGGUGGAGGCAAGCAUGAAGAAGCCCCGACACCACAAAGCCGUCUGUAGCUGUGGCUGCUCUGUCGCCUGAAUAUCGCUCACAGCAGACCAGGAUGACAAUUCUCUUUGGCAUAAGAGUCCCCUUCCCCACCAAAUAACAGUUACCAUGGACAUCUUUUUAUUUUUCAUUUGGUGAGGAGUUGUUGGUAACAUGGGCUGUCUAGUAUUGGCUGUGUUUUAUGAAGCUUUAUGCAAAAUUAAAUGUUCUCAGGAUUCAAAGCUA
Messenger RNA from Alexandromys fortis (reed vole), 898 nucleotides. It is a transcript of the gene Eras, whose product is annotated as ES cell expressed Ras. The coding region runs from base 20 to 706 and encodes 228 amino acids. Gene Ontology annotation, biological process: Ras protein signal transduction. Lineage: Eukaryota; Metazoa; Chordata; Mammalia; Rodentia; Cricetidae. Gene Ontology annotation, cellular component: plasma membrane. Gene Ontology annotation, molecular function: GTPase activity; GDP binding; GTP binding. The record is from RefSeq and is a predicted model, not a curated record. The transcript has a single exon.